This is a messenger RNA of Haliotis rubra (blacklip abalone), 3160 nucleotides long. RefSeq lists its product as uncharacterized. The record is from RefSeq and is a predicted model, not a curated record. Lineage: Eukaryota; Metazoa; Mollusca; Gastropoda; Lepetellida; Haliotidae.
AGGUCAAGGUCGUUGGAAUUGUCACUUCCUGGUCGAGGUUUGUUUGGGUUUAGGAAAGCGACGAUGACGUAAGCAACGGGAUCUGCUUCUUGUCACUGAAAUGGUUUUAAAAGACGCAGUGAAUAAUAUAUUCUGGGAAAGAUCCACAAUCUGACAUGCAGGUCAAACUAAAACUAGGCGGGAACGUUGUUGUGGUCGGGAAUAUCUGUUUACAGGAUGGAUAUCGUCCCAUGGUUGAUGACAGUCCAUGUACGUCAGGUACCAGCGUGAACUUCCACAUCGAGUCUGCUCUGUGGUAUAAGACAUUACUCCUCGAUUCUGUGUAUAUCGACUGUGAUGAACGCCAGGUUCACUGGCUCAGGAAAGAACAAACGGCAGUGAAAACUAUCGAUGAUGAAAUCGAAUCAGAGAAGCGUUUUGUUCCUGUUGGAGCUGAGAUGUUGCAUGGUGACAUUGAUGUUUAUGAUUUUGAUCCAACCGUUGAUGAGCUAGCAGACAAGGCAAAUGACUGCAUGGCUCAGUACAGAGACCGAAAAAUAACAUGGGUACUCCUAACUGAAGUGACACGCCUUCUUCAUUGUUACAUUUUCCCAGCUAUCAGAUUUACUAUGGAUGACCGAGACAUGUUACAGGAUGUUUUGAUGCAGGUGGAGAGUAAAUCUGAAAUGGUUGAAGCAGAGAUUUUAAAGAAAUCCAAAUCAGUUGAUAUAACAGAACAAACCUUACUGAAACAGCGGACACGAAUUCUGAAAAAUGAAAAUUUUGAAAGUGAACUUUAUGCAAGGUCUUGUAAGAAGGAUUUUUUGUCUCUUCUUCACAGUCAUCUGGAGAGAGAUAUCAUGAGACUGAAUUCAGAUUUCGAGGGCACGCAGCUUCAGGUUAACAGAUACCGAGACUGUCAGGUAUCAGCUGGAGCCAAGCUUAAACUUGAGGACCUCAGAAGGAAGCGAGAUGGUGUUCAUGAACAAAUUGUUACAUUACAGACUGCAAAAGAAACUUUGAGAAAUGUAUUGUUCCGUCCACCAGUCCUGAAAAAGAAAAAAUUGAAAAAGAUCAAAGUGAAAGAAAAUGUGUUCCAUGAUAUCUACUUGGAGGUAAAUGGCAGACUCAGACUUCAGAAGGAAGAUUUACAAAGGGUUUGUCUUGUAAAGGUGAAAAUAUCCUCAGUGCGAGAGGCGAUAUUAUCAGCUUUAUCUGAGCUUAAUGCCUCAAGUGAUCAAUUAAGCCCAGUCCACCUCACCGAUGGUAGUGAGUUCUCUCUAGACAUCAUUGGUCUGAAAGACAAGCCUGAAGAAUGGAAGACGCUGGAGGAAAAAGUCUACUCACUCUUAGAAAAUGAGAAGUCACAUGCUUUCCGCAGACAUCAUCAAGCUGUUAAGAUCAUCAUGGAUAAAAUUACAAGUGCUAUUGAUGAAACAAAGAUGUUUGGUGCUUCCUCUGAUAAUAUUGAAGGAUUGUGGCAGUUUGUAAACUUUAAAAAAGCUUCCAUUAGUGAUAUUGAUGUGAGAUUUGUAGAAGCAACCGGUGGCUCAUCUCAGCGGAGACGACAAGGACAUGCCAAAUCAACGCUGUAUUCUCCCGACUUAGUUGAUGAAAUUCUACCAAUGGCUGUGGAUGCUCUGAAGAAAUCUCUCGAGAGAAUCAAGGAUGAUAUCCGUUCACAGAUGGAAACAAUGUGUUGUUUACUGAUAAACAGCAUCCCAGAAUGUGCUGGGAGCCCCAAGAAUAAGGUGUGGGUGUCAUAUGAAAAUGUUCUAUACACGGAGCUGCUGCCUCACCUGUGUAAUUUGUAUGAGUUGACCUUCGCUCCUAAGUGUAUCUCCUUAUAUAGAGGCAUAACUCGUCUCUCCCUCCAAGAAUUACUUCUCGACGACAACGUCCUGAACGUCAUCCUCAGUGGACUGAAAUCCGGUGCAGAAGCAGCUGUGUACAGACGUGGCCGAAGCCUGACAUCAGGGAGUGAGAGCAGUGAAGAGUUUGAAAUACUUUCUCGGAGGAGUUUGUCCAAGUCCUGUGUGAGUAUUGAAAUAAAGAAGUGUACGCUGGAGGAACUGUACCGGAUCGCAGACCGAGAGUGUCACCAGCUCUCUGGGAGCAUCCCCAAUCUGUUCGAUGAAAACAACUGUGGUCCUGCUCCUGAUGGUCAUGUAUCCCCGCAGAGGUCGUCUGCCACUGACAGCGAUGACCUCGCCGACAGUGAGGCAGAUGCUGAAGAGGAAGAUGUUGCUGAAGAAGAGGAAGAACUUGAAGACCCUCAGACUCUUUUGGAGGAAAUGUUUUCUCCUGUCAAGCAACUCCUUAAGUCAUCAUUCAGGGCGAAGACGAUGCUAGAGAAACUGCGUCGUUUGACGAAAGUGUUUCGAUCACUUGGUACCCUGCUGUCCGAUCUGAACAAGAAUGGCCCCAUGGCCUGCUGUGAUGAAAUGCUGUCUAUCAUCAUUGUGCUGCUACGAUGUGUGGAUGAAGAGACGUUUGUACGACUGUACGCCAGUGUUCUUCUCCUCAUUGAUCUGCGAGCCCCCUUCCUCAAUGGCAGCGUCCAUGACUGCAGCCUUACAAACUUUUAUGGUGCCUUUGACUAUUUAUUCACAAGUCAGUUGAGCAAGAAGCCAAUGUUAGACUGUCCUGCCGAAUCCAAUGGAAGCCUUAGGUGAGAGGUCAUUGUCCUUGUUAUUGUUUUGAGUAUGAAUCUUCCACUCCCAUGGGGAAAUGUGUAUAUUUCAAGUAACAUAAAAUUAGGCAUACAAGGUGGACCAGCUCUAGUGAAAGUUUUAAGGACACAUUUAAGUACCUUUAUUAUACUCGGCAGCAUCUGAAACUGCAUGGAGACAGACAUGCCUGACAGCUCUGGUGCUCUGGUGCUCUGGUGCAAACUCGAUUGUUACACACCAUGAAUUGUAUAAUUAAGCAAUCACCAUGUUCAACACAAACUAUAGCCCGUUUGGAUCAAAACGAUACAGAUGAAUCACAAUCUAACUCAAGAUGAUCAAGAAACUGAUAGAUUCCGGUCUGGAAUAGUUUGAUACAACCCCUAAAUGUUGACAUCCUGAGCUGCAUGUCCUUCCCGCCCUGGGGGCUGUUCCUGCAACAGUACUACUGUUACUUUACCCUCGUAAAACUUCACUCAGAAAAUCAAAACAAAAUGAUGAUAGUUUGUUAA